Zingiber officinale is the source of this 1136-nucleotide messenger RNA. Its product is annotated as GDT1-like protein 5. Gene Ontology annotation, molecular function: calcium ion transmembrane transporter activity; manganese ion transmembrane transporter activity. Gene Ontology annotation, cellular component: Golgi apparatus. Gene Ontology annotation, biological process: calcium ion transmembrane transport; manganese ion transmembrane transport; Golgi calcium ion homeostasis. Bases 363 to 719 code for a protein of 118 amino acids. The record is from RefSeq and is a predicted model, not a curated record. The transcript has 5 exons. Lineage: Eukaryota; Viridiplantae; Streptophyta; Magnoliopsida; Zingiberales; Zingiberaceae.
AGUUUCUUGCUCGAGCAUCAAUCACUCGAGCACAUUUGCAAUUUGCAACUUGUUCAGAAUAAUGUUUAGGCGUCUUAUUUCUGUCUCAUAGAGCUUAGUUAUCUAAUAAUGAUAUUGAUCUCAUGGACACAAUCGGGGACCUCUUAAUAGCAUCAUUGAACUCAUGCACACAAUUGGAAUUUGUGAUUCUUCUACAUAUUUGUUGAACAAUUUUCUCGAUAUGGUACAAUUAUUAUUAUUAUUUCCUUUCUAACAGUUGUUUUUUCACCUCUAUCAAAUGUUAAAAUAACCUCAAAGCAUCAUUGUUCCUACCAUAUGCAAUAUUUUCUUUUGUGCAAAACUUUAGCUGGCAUUCGACAUACAUGAUAACUCAAUGUAAAUUUGUUCAUCAAUUGCAGAAUGACGACUUAAAAAAACAGCAGCGGCCAUUUCUAACCCAAUUCUUUUCCCCGAUCUUUCUAAAGGCAUUUUCCAUCACUUUCUUUGGCGAAUGGGGUGACAAGAGCCAGAUUGCCACAAUUGGAUUGGCCUCUGAUGUUAACCCAUUGGGUGUUGUUUUGGGGGGCAUUGUUGGGCAAGCAUUGUGCACAACAGCAGCAGUACUGGGAGGAAAGAGCUUGGCAUCACAGAUCUCAGAAAAAAUGGUUGCACUCUCCAGUGGCAUCCUUUUCUUAAUAUUUGGCCUCCAGUCCUUCCUAUCUGAAGCAGAAAACUCAUAAAAUUCGAAAAGAGAACUCACUCUUAUUUGCGCGCAUGUUAUCUAUCCUUCUUCCUUGAUUAGCCAAAAGUGUCCAAUGCAAAACACCCUAUUUAACCACCCUCCCUCAAAAUCAAUUUCUUGACUGCUGCCCAUUUCAGAAGCAGGAUGAACAGUUUCUCAGAUAUUCCAUUUAUCCAUUGAUGCACAACAUGAUCUUCAGAAAUAUCAAAUGGUUCAUGAAAGAUCUCUUUAAAUAACCCAAGAUCAUGUAGGGAUGUUUUUAUUGCACUUCAAAGUCUUCUAUUGAGAGAACUAUUGACUCUUAGUAGACAUUGGUGGGUGGCUUAUCUUAAAAAGUAUUUUUCAUCACUAAUGAAAUAUGAAAAACAUAGAAAAUAGACAUAUUUCUGUUUAAUGUGUUUUAUAUAUUAGUUUA